ACAUUUCAUUUUUUACAGUCCUUGACCCACAAAUAUAAAUACAGGUGUGAGUUCAAGUUGCCAUCAGUCCCACUUCUUACCUUCUACCAGCACCAUGCUCCUCUUCAGCCUCAGCAGCACACUGUUGCUUGCAGUAACAUGUUCACUGAUGACAGAAGGUGUUUCCACAGAGAGUCUCACCGUAUGUGACGACAGCGUCAGUGUUCAACAUCUAAGCUGUGAGAGUGGAGUGAUCAUUGUGCAGGAAGCUCUGUAUGGACGUUUGAACAGAGAGACGUGCAGUGAAGGUCGGUCUCCUCAGCAGCUCGCCAACACACAGUGCUCUCAGCGGGGGACUGUGGAUGUCCUCAAGAGGAGGUGUGAUGGAAAAAAAGUUUGUGAACUAAGCUCAGAAGUCGUCCGAUUCUCCGAUCCCUGCUACGGCAUCUCCAAAUACCUGCAGACCAACUUCACCUGCUUCCCAGCAAUUCGCCAGGUCGUUUGCGAGGAAUCUUUUGCAGACCUACGUUGUGAUGUCGGUCAGGUGAUAUCUUUGUACGGGGCUCAUUACGGACGCCUCGACAGCUCCGUGUGCUCUUUCCAGCGUCCAGUCAAUGAACUCCAAAAUAUCUACUGCUCCAAGGCUGUGAGCAGAGUGGCUGAAAGGUGUAACGGAAAAAACAGCUGCACUAUCCGAGCGAGCAACGCAGAGUUUGGAGAUCCCUGUUACGGCACCUACAAGUACCUGGAGGUGGCCUACACCUGUCUAUAUCCUGUGUGAACGAGAUGAAGUUACGAUUAUUCUUCCAAACAUUUCGGCAAAAUAUCUUCAGUCUCCGUUUGCAAUAACAAGAGAGGUGUCA
Messenger RNA from Labrus mixtus (cuckoo wrasse), 842 nucleotides. RefSeq names its product L-rhamnose-binding lectin SML-like. Gene Ontology annotation, molecular function: carbohydrate binding. The transcript has 9 exons. Lineage: Eukaryota; Metazoa; Chordata; Actinopteri; Labriformes; Labridae. The record is from RefSeq and is a predicted model, not a curated record. Bases 95 to 760 code for a protein of 221 amino acids.